Messenger RNA from Chrysochloris asiatica (Cape golden mole), 3085 nucleotides. It is a transcript of the gene ANO6, whose product is annotated as anoctamin 6. The coding region runs from base 37 to 2769 and encodes 910 amino acids. Lineage: Eukaryota; Metazoa; Chordata; Mammalia; Afrosoricida; Chrysochloridae. The record is from RefSeq and is a predicted model, not a curated record. Gene Ontology annotation, molecular function: chloride channel activity; protein dimerization activity. Gene Ontology annotation, cellular component: plasma membrane. Gene Ontology annotation, biological process: calcium activated phosphatidylserine scrambling; chloride transmembrane transport; calcium activated phosphatidylcholine scrambling. The transcript is spliced from 20 exons.
ACUUCGCGCCAAAUUCGGAGCCGCCUUCUGGGGGUCAUGCAAAUGAUGACCCGGGACACUUUACUAGAAAUGGAGGAAGAUGACGAAGACGAUGAUAGGGAUAUUGCAUUGAAUAACCUUGGGCAGAUUAUUGUCACUGAAUUUGGAGCGGUGGAACUUCAGCAUGAGCUUCGAACACCAGAGUUUGAAGAAUAUAAUGAUAAACCUGACUCCCUCUUUUUUAAUGAUGGCCAGCGAAGAAUUGACUUUGUUCUCGUGUAUGAAGAUGAAAGUAAAAAAGAGACCAGUAAGAAGGGUUCAAAUGAGAAACAAAAGAGAAAAAGACAAGCAUAUGAGUCUAAUCUCAUUUGUGAUGGCCUGCAACUAGAAGCAACAAGAUCAGUUUUGGAUGACAAGCUUGUAUUUGUAAAAGUACAUGCACCUUGGGAGGUGUUAUGUACAUAUGCUGAGUUAAUGCACAUCAAACUGCCUCUGAAACCCAAUGAUCUGAAAAGUCAGUUCUCAGCCUUUGAUGGUUUAAACUGGUUUACCAAAGUCCUCAAAGUGGAUGAAACUCUCAUCAAGCCCGAACAAGAGUUUUUCACUGCCCCGUUUGAGAAGGACCGGAUGAGUGACUUUUACAUUCUUGAUAAAGAUACCUUCUUCAAUCCAGCCACGAGAAGCCGCAUUGUUUAUUUCAUCCUCUCUCGGGUCAAAUAUCAAGAAGACGUCAAUGUUAACAAGUUUGGGAUUAACAAACUUGUAAACUCUGGCAUCUACAAAGCAGCUUUCCCUCUCCAUGAUUGCCAAUUUGGCCACCAGUCAGAGGAUCCAAGCUGCCCUAGUGAACGUUACCUUCUGUACAGGGAAUGGGCUCAUCCUCGAAGCAUCUACAAAAAGCAGCCUUUAGACCUUAUCAGGAAAUAUUAUGGAGAGAAGAUUGGAAUCUAUUUUGCUUGGCUGGGUUAUUACACUCAGAUGCUCCUCCUGGCAGCCAUCGUCGGAGUAGCUUGCUUUCUCUUUGGAUAUUUUAAUCAAGAUAACUGUACAUGGAGCAAAGAAGUAUGUAAUCCUGAUAUAGGCGGCAAGAUCAUAAUGUGUCCUCAGUGUGAUAGGCUUUGUCCAUUUUGGAAACUCAACAUUACUUGUGAAUCCUCAAAGAAAUUAUGUAUCUUUGACAGUUUUGGGACCCUCGUUUUUGCAGUAUUUAUGGGAGUAUGGGUUACCUUGUUUUUGGAGUUUUGGAAACGGCGCCAAGCAGAACUUGAAUACGAAUGGGACACUGUUGAGUUACAGCAGGAAGAACAAGCCCGACCAGAAUAUGAAGCAAAGUGUACUCACGUGGUGAUAAAUGAGAUUACCCAGGAAGAAGAGCGUGUUCCCUUUACCACCUGGGGAAAAUGCAUACGUAUAGCCCUAUGUGCAAGUGCUGUCUUUUUCUGGAUCCUGUUGAUCAUUGCUUCAGUUAUUGGGAUCAUUGUCUACAGGCUCUCGGUGUUCAUUGUGUUUUCUGCAAAAAUUCCCAAGCACUUUAAUGGAACAGACCCAAUCCAGAAGUAUUUGACUCCACAGACAGCCACGUCCAUCACUGCUUCCAUCAUCAGCUUUAUCAUUAUCAUGAUUCUGAACACCAUAUAUGAGAAAGUGGCAAUAAUGAUUACUAACUUUGAACUCCCAAGGACCCAGACGGAUUAUGAAAACAGCCUCACAAUGAAGAUGUUCUUGUUCCAGUUUGUCAACUACUACUCUUCAUGUUUCUACAUAGCAUUCUUUAAGGGCAAAUUUGUGGGUUAUCCAGGAGACCCAGUAUAUUGGCUGGGAAAAUACAGAAAUGAAGAGUGUGAUCCAGGCGGCUGUCUCCUUGAACUGACAACUCAGCUGACAAUAAUAAUGGGAGGGAAAGCAAUCUGGAAUAAUAUACAAGAAGUAUUACUUCCCUGGAUCAUGAAUCUAAUCGGACGGUAUCACAGAGUUUCAGGAUCAGAAAAGAUAACCCCAAGAUGGGAACAGGACUACCAUUUGCAGCCCAUAGGCAAACUGGGAUUAUUUUAUGAAUAUCUUGAAAUGAUUAUUCAGUUUGGGUUCGUCACCUUAUUUGUGGCCUCUUUUCCACUGGCACCUCUGUUGGCUCUGGUGAACAAUAUAUUGGAAAUAAGAGUGGACGCAUGGAAACUGACUACCCAGUAUAGACGUAUGGUACCAGAAAAGGCCCAGGACAUCGGCGCGUGGCAGCCCAUCAUGCAAGGAAUAGCAAUUCUGGCUGUGGUAACCAAUGCCAUGAUCAUCGCUUUCACGUCAGAUAUGAUCCCCCGCCUGGUGUAUUACUGGUCAUUUUCCAUCCCUCCUUAUGGGGAGCACACCCACUACACCAUGGAUGGAUACAUCAACAAUACGCUCUCCAUCUUCAACAUCAUGGACUUCAAAAACAAAAGUCGGGCAAAUCCAUACGUCGGACUUGGCAACCAUACCACAUGCAGGUAUCGUGAUUUUCGGUAUCCUCCCGGACACCCAAGUGAAUAUAAACACAACAUCUACUACUGGCACGUGAUCGCAGCUAAGCUGGCUUUUAUCAUUGUCAUGGAGCAUGUCAUCUACUCUGUGAAAUUUUUCAUUUCAUAUGCAAUUCCAGAUGUAUCGAAAAGAACGAAGAGCAAAAUAAAGAGAGAAAAAUACCUAACCCAAAAGCUUCUUCAUGAGAAUCACCUCAAAGACGUGAAAAAGAAUAUGGGGGGAAUAGCUGAGAAGAUGAUAGAAGCAGUAGAUAACAAUUUACGACAAAAAUCAGAAUAAGAGCUUUAUGGUCUGAGAAGCACUUUAAGGAAUUUAGCUUUGUGAAAAUACAUUAUGAAUCACUAAUGAGAAUGUUUAAGUUCAAUCACUUUGCAAAUAUGAGUCUUAACUAUGGCUGUUUCCAUGUAGAUUAUUUUUCAGUUUCAGCUACCGAUGCAGGAACUAGAAAAUGUACAACUUGGAUCAAGAAGAGCAUAAAACCAAUCACCUGGAAAAGCUAAAAUGUUACUUUUUGGUAAAAAUUGGAAUUUUAGCAACACAGAAAAGUCAGUGAGCUUAAAGCCAUCCCUUCAAAGCAGAUGGAUUCUUAUUUCUC